CCCCCUGACCAAUAGUAGCUAAAGUUGAAUUUGCACCUAGGUAUGAAGACUAGGGAAUUCUAGGAAACUGAACAACCUCAUCUGUUGGUCCCGACAAUUACAUGUAUCAGCUAUUACUGCUCCUUUCUUCUCCUUUGUUGCUGAGGUCGACUUUCCCCUGACCUCAAGAUUCCUUUUCUAGCUGUCACUCUGCUCUCUGUCGCUCCUCAUCUCCGAGAGCGCAUUGGAAAUGAAUGAGUACAUGUCUCUUUUUGUCUCUGUCUGUCUGCCAGUGUGUGUGCAUGUAAAUGAGUAAUCAAACUAAUGGUAAACACCCUUAUUCUAUUCUCAGGUCUGGACAAGGCUCCACUCUGCUGGGGUAAAUUGUGGGUCAGUGUAAGGAGGUGGACAAUGCUGCAAGGUCACGGCAGGUCCCAAUGUCUCCGUCUGAUUUCCUGGACAAACUGAUGGGGAGGACAUCUGGAUAUGAUGCCAGGAUAAGACCCAACUUCAAAGGUCCUCCAGUCAAUGUUUCCUGUAACAUUUUCAUCAACAGCUUUGGCUCCAUUGCUGAAACUACCAUGGACUACCGAGUAAAUAUAUUCCUCCGUCAGCAGUGGAAUGAUCCUAGGCUUGCCUAUGCUGAAUACCCUGAUGACUCUCUGGACCUGGACCCUUCCAUGUUAGACUCCAUCUGGAAGCCAGAUCUGUUCUUUGCUAAUGAGAAGGGGGCCCACUUUCAUGAAGUCACUACAGACAACAAACUGCUCAGAAUAUUCAAGAAUGGAAAUGUUUUGUAUUCUAUUAGAUUAACAUUAACUCUGUCAUGUCCCAUGGACCUAAAAAACUUCCCUAUGGAUGUCCAGACCUGUAUCAUGCAGCUGGAGAGUUUUGGUUACACCAUGAAUGACCUGAUCUUUGAGUGGCAGGAGAAUGGACCAGUCCAAGUGGCCGAAGGCCUCACGCUCCCACAGUUCAUUCUCAAAGAUGAAUCAGACCUUAGAUACUGCACCAAGCACUACAACACAGGUAAAUUUACUUGUAUUGAGGUGCGGUUCCACCUGGAGCGUCAGAUGGGCUACUACCUGAUCCAGAUGUACAUCCCCUCUUUGCUCAUCGUCAUUCUGUCCUGGGUCUCCUUCUGGAUCAACAUGGAUGCGGCCCCAGCUAGGGUUGCUCUGGGCAUCACCACUGUCCUCACAAUGACAACACAGAGCUCAGGCUCCAGGACUUCACUGCCUAAGGUGUCUUAUGUGAAGGCCAUAGACAUCUGGAUGGCAGUGUGUCUUCUCUUUGUUUUCUCUGCGCUGUUGGAGUAUGCUGCUGUGAACUUUGUGUCGAGGCAACAUAAAGAGCUGCUGAGGUUCAGACGGCAUCACAAGAGCAAGACCAAGAACAGUGGAGGUGCAGUUGAUCCAGAGGAGCUAGCUGAUUCCCUCCGUCGUGUUAACAUUGACAACGGCCUCAAAGCAACAGACCCUCUGCAUGGAUCUAUGAACAACAUCUACACCAGCAACCACAGGGAAGGGGAAGUACAUGAGAGCAGACUGACCUCCACAGCUGCUGUGACCUCCACUCCCAGCAACAGCAAGGACUCCAAGGCCAGCGCUAACAAUGCUGUUAGCACAGUGAACACCCCAGGAGCCACAGCAAACACAACCCAGAGUAUACCUGGAGCAACAGCAGGUGGAGGGGGUAAAAGCACUGAAGAGAUGAGGAAGUUAUUUAUCGACAGAGCCAAAAAGAUUGACACUGUGUCGAGAGCUGGCUUCCCUUUGGCCUUUCUGUUCUUCAAUAUAUUCUACUGGGUACUUUAUAAGAUACUUAGACAUGAAGAUGUACAUAAGCAAUAAAGGAGGAAAGGUAAUAGAUUAUUCAGUAUGUGCACACACACACACACACACACACACACACUCUCUCUCUCACAUCCUUGUACUGCUAUUUACAUGUCAGGACACAUCACCGACUCCCUUCAUUUCCCGCUCCCUUAACCGUGACUUUGAGAAACAUUCAGGAUGACCUCACUUAAAAUAUCCUGAUUUUAAAAAGGGAAAAACUCAUCAUCAGUUCUCACAAACAAUGUACAGGAACAUACCAUACAAAGCCACAUCACCCACCACCCUCUGCAUGAAAGAUAGUUGUGACAGCUACUUUGACCAAGCAAGUGCUUCUAGUUUCUGUUACACAGUUAAUCUCAUCAGAUGAUUAACAGCCUCCACUAGUCACUGAUGUGUUUGUGGAUGAGAGGUAGGGAGAGUGCAGCCUUUAGCUCCUCAAAGGGUACUUUUCAUUUCUCUGAUUUGUCUUUUCUCGCUCCUCACUUGAACCGGAGAUAAUUCCUGUCUGCCAUCUUGCAGGCCAUCCCAGUUAUCUUAUUUGUGCUCCGAGCAUCGACAUGACUGGAGUUACAUACCGGACAGACAGAUAACAGAUUCAACUCAAGUGUGUCACUAUCAUGUUUUAUAUUUAGUUUGUUCUCUGGUUCACCAGCAAGUUAAAUGUGUCAGCCUGACUGCAGGAGAACAAAAGGACCACAAACAACAUUCCUCAUUUUUCUACAAACAACUGUCAACAUUUUUCUUCACGUGGUCUGUUUUAAACAUGUGAGGCUGAUCAUUUGUCAGUGUUGGGGUUCACAUAUUACAGCAUUUCAGUUUCCCUGAAACAUUUAGUGUAUACACAGCUUCCAGUGUCCAGAAGACACCAUCAUCACAUUCUGGGUUAUUAAAUGAGUAUUUCACAAUCAGAAUACACAGGCAAAUAAUGAAUCUCUAUAUAAACACAGUCUGCAAGUUGAAAUGGUUCCUGUGCCCCUGAUACGACACAGUACACAUUAUAAAUACAGAGUCCACAGUAUGAAUACACAGUACACAGUAUAAAUGCUCAGUACACAAUAUGAAUACACAGUACACAGUAUGAAUACACAGUACACAGUAAAAAUGCACAGUACACAGUAUGAAUACACAGUACACAGUAUAAAUAUAUAGUACACAGUAUGAAUACACAAUACACAGUAUAAAUGCACAGUACACAGUAUGAAUACAGAGUACACAGUAUAAAUACAUCAAACCAUAAAACUCCAGAUGGUAGAGUUUCUACAGAUGUCAGCCUUUGAAAAAAUAAAGUGAUCAUCCAACAGAAGUGUUUGUUGUCCACGUCAUAGAUAUUUGAAGAGGUAUAAAAGACAGGAUUGGUUAAAAUGAGGGACACAGACAGAAGCUAAAUAAUGCAGAGUAAUAACUGCAAAAGAAGUCUGUUCUUUAUUUCAAGUCAUCCAAGAGUUCAUCAAGUUCAUCACAGUCUAAUUUCCCAGUGUAGGUCAAAACUAUAUUCACUAUAACUUCUUCAGUCAAAAUCACAUAAAUGUCUGAACUAAUUACAUUUAAACUGCAGACAUACGUUUGAUUUUCAGUUCAUUUCAUGCAGGUAGGCCUAUAUACAUGGACACUGCAGGAAAUCUGUGGAUUGGGCUGUCCAAGUCAUAAAACUAAACAUUGUGAUUAAUAUCAGAAAUCAGGCUGCUGGUGGGUGAAAUAAUACAUGUCAUUAAUGAGGAAAACAUCACAUUACCAGCACUAAAAAGAAAUGAAACAAGUGUGUCUCUCAGUUGACAGAGCUGUGUGCAAUCAGGAACACUGCACAUCAGUUUAACUUUAUUGAUUACUUAAAUCUUUCCACAAGUCUUAGUUCUGUGUUAUAAUUUAAAUAUAGAUACAGAUAAUGGCAUUCUUGGCAUUAAUGUAUCUGUCAGCUUUACAGCUGUUGAAGCCGACUGAGCUGAUCCAGCUUUGAUCAGCUGCAUCCUUCAUCAGAAACUGACAUCACUUCAUGUGACGCUGCAGUGGAAAGGACCUCUCAUUUAUCUUGUGAAUAUAUUUUCGGUCCUCCAGUGGUCUCCGAUUCUCUGAAUCCUUGGUAGGCGGGAGUAAGACUCAAGGAAAAAGGCAAGUGAGGGGAACAUUGACAGAUUUACGAGACAUGAAAAGUACCCUAAGAUUCAGUAGACUCAUCCUGGUCUCCAGAACACAACACUUUUUUCUCAGCAGAGAUUCAUCAAUGUCAAGUUUAAUCUAAUUAAACACACAGGAUGUGCUCUAGUUUAGAUAUCUUAUUAAAUGUCUGGACAGCCGACAUUAGUUUUGUAUUUUUCUAAUCUGCUUUAAGUGAUUUUUGACUGCUAGAGGGCAGAGAGACCUCAGGUGUGCAUAAGACAGUAAACCUACAACAGCAAUGAGUUCUGAAAGCAGAAUAUUUCCUCUCCUACAGGUGGAGUUAUGUUGCACACGCACAUGCAUUUUGACAGAAUAAUUAAUAAUUUACAGACAAGUUUUUAAAAAAGAAAACAAAAAAAACAAUAUUUGAAAAAAGAGUCCAGAGUUCAGCCUUCAGGGAUUCUAACAGUUUUAACAAAGUUUUAUUUCUCAAAUCUGUGAACCCUUAUCCCACAUAAAUCAGCAGAUAUGACCAAAAGGAUCUUUGAAAAAGAACCCCAAAAUCUUUCACUCUUUUCAACAUUGUAAGUCUGUUUGUCCACAGUUUCAUUAAUGUCUCAGGGAAUAAUGCAUUGAUCCACUGUAGUUUGAAAAAGACAAGUGUAUUUAGGUGGCUGGUAUCUAUCUAAACAUCACUGUCUUCAGUUUUCUGAUGGUAGUAAGAUAAAUCAGUCAAUAAAGUCGUUGUUUUUACUUAAAACUACCAAACACUCACAGCACCCCCUUCACAGCACUGCAAAGUUAGUUUGUAUAUAUUUUUUUUUUUUUUAGAAAAAGAUAUUUAAGGGCAAAAAUAAGUCCUUGCAUGGUGUUCUACCUCCCUGAAAUUGUUACUGUGAGACUUCUGACGUAACCUGCAGCUUUUCAGUCCAUUCAAGACUUCAAACACACUAUGUGACAGAGACCAAAGAAGCCUGGGACACUGAGGAGACUGGAUCAAUACUCCACUGACAGACAGUGACCAACUGAAAGCUCCAGAUAUAAGAAGACAACAAAAAUAAGUUUCAUUCAGCUAUGAUAAAACACUGCAGUUACUGUAUGGCUUUGAUCAGUCAGUAACAGAAAGGAGACUCUUGAAGAUGUGAAAUAAUAGGAACCAAAGUAAGACACAGGCACAAACACACACACACUCACAUGGAUUACACACAUUGCCCACUUGUGUCUUAUGGCUGCGUUACCAACGUUGUUUUUGUCCCCAACACCUCACCUGAUAUGUAUCAUUACACCCACACAUGCAUACACACAGCUGUUACCACCAGACCACCCAGUGUACACGACUUGUUGUGAUUAAGCAAUUAACUUGAAAAAAGCUUUAACACAACUACAAUGUGACUAAUGCUACAGCUGCUGGGACUUUCUGGUUCAGCCUCAUAUUCAUUUACACAGCCCUCCUCUGACUCCACAACUUUACAUUCAAAAGACAAAGAGCAAAGAGCAGUUCAUCUCAGAAGCUUCAUCUAUACGUUUUCUGAGUGAUUAGCUAAACUCAAGUGCAAAUUGCAUUCAUGUGAAUGCAUUGUGUAUCAGCAUUUUGCAUUUUGGAGCCAACCCAAUGCCAAAUCAAACAUUAUUUAGACUGAUUAUGUUUGCUGUUGAGUGUCAGUGUUAAAGUAGAGGGAUGCUGGAUGCAGUGAGAGUAAGUGUGAAGAGGACAGGACAUGUGUGUCUUGUGUCCUUUAAUAUCAGUAUCACUCACUGCUAGUAGAAACUCUGACAAGACCUUGGUAUACCAAAUUUUGUAGAUCAAUUUUGUUGCCAUUUCGGUUUAUGAAAUUUUGACUCUGGAGAACAUUUCAGCAGAAGUUUAUUGUGUUUUCUUGGAAAAUGUAAUGCCUGUCAGCUGUGAACAUGAGCAGAUGCUGAAACAUUCAGACUGUUCAUGGAGCGGUCUGCAGAGCUCGCUGUGCUCUAGUAUUACAUGAUGUGCUUUCUAUCGACUGAGACAGCCAGAAGUGCUUUAAAUCUGUGCAACGCAAAAUGAGUGCUCCAGUGACUUUACUGCUUUAGCCCUAUUAUACCAGUUACAUUUAAUUUACUGCCAAACCUUAUGAAAGCAUGCUGUAGUAUUUUAGUUUUUUUGACUUGUGAAACUUGCUUGUGCUAUGCCACUUGUCACUGCAACCAUAAAUAGUGUUUCCACCAAAGGGUAUAGUACCCUUAUAACCCUUACCUAACCCAUACCAACCAAGUAAGUAUUUGUGAUGUUCACACGCAUGCAUCUAGAAGUGAAUUUACACUUGAUGAAUAAAUACAAACUUUUUUGCUCCCA
This is a messenger RNA of Acanthopagrus latus (yellowfin seabream), 6240 nucleotides long. RefSeq names its product glycine receptor, alpha 3 (gene glra3). Gene Ontology annotation, cellular component: synapse; plasma membrane; neuron projection. The transcript is spliced from 10 exons. NCBI's taxonomy places the organism in Eukaryota, Metazoa, Chordata, Actinopteri, Spariformes, Sparidae. The coding region runs from base 417 to 1832 and encodes 471 amino acids. Gene Ontology annotation, molecular function: chloride channel activity; transmitter-gated monoatomic ion channel activity; glycine binding. The record is from RefSeq and is a predicted model, not a curated record. Gene Ontology annotation, biological process: regulation of membrane potential; nervous system process; chemical synaptic transmission.